GUAAAUCGCUAAGCAAAAAAUUUGUACUCACGUGACGUUCUAAAAUUUUUAACUGACUUGCUUUGCCUGUGUUUAUCUCUCAUUAUUCUACUUCAGAAUUUGAAUCUGAUUUCAUUUCGUUUGUGUAUUAGUUUUAAUAAAAUCUAUCAAAAAUGCGAAGUAGUAUGAAAUGUAUCAGAUAUGUGCUGUUCGUAUUUAAUUUGGUAUUUGUGAUAUGUGGACUCGUGUUGAUCGUAAUUGGGGCUGUUGCGACCAAAAGGGAUCUGACAGAAUUCAUGGAUAACAAAUAUUUAUCACUACCUUACAUUCUUAUUGCCGUAGGUUGCGGUAUAUUUGUGAUAGCCUUCUUCGGAUGCUGUGGUGCUUUGAAAUAUAACCAUUUUAUGGUGACGAUCUAUGGACUACUCAUACUUCUCAUAAUGGUUGUUGAGGUUGCUGGUGGGAUUACAGCAUAUCUACACAAAGGAGAAGUUGAAGAUUUUCUUAAAUCAAGCAUGAAUGAAAGUCUGGCCCAACAAAGGAAAGAUUCUAUGAAAAUUUGGGAUCAAAUGCAAUCAAAACUACAAUGCUGUGGUAUUGAAAGCGCUAAUGAUUAUUCUAAACUAAAGCUCAAAGUUCCUAACAGCUGUUGCAAGGGCAACAAAGAUUGCAGUCCAGAAUCGGCUUGGAAAAUGGGUUGCUAUCCUCAAAUGUUUGAGAUUGCCAAGGAAUCUAUUGAAAUUAUUGGUGGCGUUGCAAUAGGUAUUGCUGUUAUUGAGCUACUAGGAUGCAUGUUUGCUUGGUGCUUAGCGCAUGCAAUCAAGAAAGAUGAUGAAAGACGGUAAAUUGUGCAUUCAAAUGUCCAUUAAGCCCACUAUGAUUAUUUAUCCUUCACUCAUAAACUCAUCUAUACAUUCCUUGUUAUAUUUGUUUGACAGAAAAAUUUAUGAACUUCUUAUAUUAUUCAAUUGUUUGAAAUAGUGGGUGCUUCAGUAUUCAGCAAUAUUUCCACACAAAAGCUAAAACUUUCUCCUUUUUUUUUAUUAAAUAAAGAGAUAAUUAGAUGCAGAAGCCUUUUCUCGAUAAUGCAUAUAACUUCAUUUUAAUUAUGGUUAAAAUUGAAUUAGCACUUUUUAAAGUUCAUUUUAUUGAAGAAUGUUCUAUUUGAUUUAUUAACAAAUAUUUAAUAAAAAAUUGACUUUAAUUUAAAACUAAACCAGAUAGUAUUCUCAAGGGCAUCACUGACAAAAAGAAAAUGCUUUAGAUACCCGCUAUCUCCUUCAGCUGAAGCAUUGUUUUUUAAUAAACAAAAUUUAUAUGAGAAUUGUCUACAUAAAUUGUUUGAAUUUUUUGUGGUUUUUCAACUUUUAGUUACGCAUGUCCAAGAUAGUUUAAGAACAUUUAGAAUUUAUAUAUAAUUCUUAGAUUUCAUUUAAUAACUUUACAAUAGUCUAAAUCUUUUUUCAGUGCCAAACAUUUCUAACACUUUUGAGGACAAGUCUGUGAAAACACA
Molecule: messenger RNA, 1492 nt
Organism: Parasteatoda tepidariorum (common house spider)
Lineage: Eukaryota; Metazoa; Arthropoda; Arachnida; Araneae; Theridiidae
Product: CD63 antigen
Cellular component (GO): plasma membrane
Source: RefSeq, a predicted model, not a curated record